Cotesia glomerata is the source of this 2184-nucleotide messenger RNA. RefSeq lists its product as uncharacterized. The record is from RefSeq and is a predicted model, not a curated record. The transcript is spliced from 2 exons. NCBI's taxonomy places the organism in Eukaryota, Metazoa, Arthropoda, Insecta, Hymenoptera, Braconidae. The coding region runs from base 1 to 639 and encodes 212 amino acids.
AUGGGUGGCAAGGACUCUGGUAGCGCACUAGUCAAUCGGGUGGAUGCACGUUGUGGCUACAAUAACCUUGAUUCAUUCUUUGCUAGACGCAUCGUCAGCGAGCUGGAUGCUCUAUUGAAUGAGCAUAAUGAAUUGUUGAAAAUAUUCAAAUCCCACAUGCACAAAUUAGAAAGCGAUAAUCACGCUAUUGUUAUUAAUCCUGAUAAAACACCAGCUGGAGAACACAUUCGUAGAUUCAAUGCACCUGUAGUUGACGACGUUGCUGGAAUCAUGGUUGGCGAUCGUACAGGUGCACGAGAAAUUGUGAUUCGUAGGAGAAAUAAUAAUCUUCAGUUCAUUGCUGAUACACACCGUUCAUAUGACGCUCUCCAAUAUCCGCUAAUCUUCUGGAAGGGACAAGACGGAUACGGCAUGAAUAUUAAACAACGAGAUCCCGUAUCAGGAGCCGAAACAAACAAGAACGUUAGCUCGAAGGAUUAUUAUGCGUAUAGAUUGAUGAUUAGACGCGGGCUGGAUAACGUCAUUCUACGAUUUCGAGAGCUUUGUCAACAAUUCAUGAUCGACAUGUACGCGAAGAUAGAAGGCGAACGACUACGAUACUUACGAUAUAAUCAACUCAAGCUACGUGUCGGAGAGUAGAUUCACUUGCGAGACGCUAUUGUCAACAACGCUGACGCCGCCGAAAUUGGUAACUCUGUCAUUCUACCAUCAUCGUACGUAGACUUGCAUGUCAGAUGGAAAAUGUACAAAAAAUUUCCCUAAAGAUUUCACUAACGAUACAAUCACAAAUGUCGACGGAUAUCCAAUAUAUCGUCGAAGGAGUCCAGAUAAUGGCGGACAAUCAUUUAUUAAAAACAUCAGCAACACAGACAUUGAUAUUGACAAUCGUUGGGUCGUGCCAUAUUCGCCCCUGCUGAGCAAAUCAUACAAUGCUCAUAUUAAUGUUGAGUUCUGCAGUUCUGUGAAGAGCAUCAAAUACAAGUAUGUCCAUAAAGGCAGUGACAUGGCGGUGUUUAUAGUGGAAAAUACCAAUGUGAAUGCUCCUCCAGUAAAUAAAAACGAUGAAAUAACGCUCUACCAAAUAGGUCGGUACAUCAGCUCGAAUGAAGCUGUUUGGCGUAUCUUUGGUUUUCCAAUUCAUGAACGGGAUCCAGCAGUUUUUCAGUUAGCCGUUCAUCUUGAAAAUGGUCAGUGUGUAUAUUUCACGAACGAGACAGCGAUUGAUGGUGCUAUAAAUCCACCAAAAACUACACUCACUGAAUUUUUUGAUUUGUGUAAUCGUGCGGAUGAUUUUGGUGCCUUUGCACGUACUUUACUCUAUUCACAAGUACCACGCUAUUUCACAUGGGCUCAAACAAAACAAUGGAUACCCCGCAAGCAAGGCUCACCAGUUGAUGCAUGCCCCAAUUUAUUCAAAUCAAACGCCUUGGGGCGAGUAUUUACAGUGAAUCCAAGACAGACUGAGUGCUUUUAUCUUCGACUAUUGUUGGUUAAUGUUACUGGCCCAUUGUCAUUUCAAGAUAUACGUAAAGUGAAUGGGCAACAGCAUACAACGUAUAAAGAUGCAUGCCUUGCACUCGGCAAUUGUUGAAUGCAUGAGUGAGUGAGACUAGACUAUAGCGAUCAGACGACCCGCGAAUUUCUACGAGCCAUCGACGAUCAACGCGACAUCUGGCCGCGAGGAUGGAACGACGAGAAAAUUUGAAUGGACCAAUGACGACGGAGAGCGAUCAACAACAAGUAUGCAAGGCGCCAUCUGAACACGAGGCUGAUCACUAAUCGAAGUAUCGACCAAUCAUCGAUUGCAACGGAAUACUGGACGCAUCCCGUAAUACAACGGCCGGCUAGAAGAAGCUGUGAGCUGAUUGGAUGCGAGUUUUUGGGAACGAACCGAAAAGAAAAGAGCAUGUGUUGCCGAGGAGGCAGCCUUAUUAACAAUGAAUUCUGAUCUGGAUGCCGUGACUGGCAUCGUGCAGUUCUCUUUUUGAUUAUUUUUGCUGUUUAAUUUUUUUUAAAUUUGUCGCUGACGUGAGUACAAUUGUGUACAUUAUUGGGAAAUAUUUCGCCGAAUUGUUUUGGACACUACGACCCCGGACACGCCAUCGCCGAGAUAUCGACGCUCUUCCGUCAGUUUGGCCGCCAACUUCGCCUACUUAGCCAGCAUCGCCCGAGACGUCUACGGUA